AGUGAGUAACCGUCAGUCCCUCACUCAAGACAGACCGCAGAAAUGUCAGAAACACCCAUCGUCCUCGAAGGCACCCUCGCCGACCUCCCACAGAUCGUCGAUCUCCUCAUGCCCUCGCUCGACACCAGCAUCCCCGGCACAACCUUCUCCGACGCGCCCGUGUACACGCCCGGUAUCGUCGAGUCGCGCAUGCGCCCGCGCCUCUUCCCCCCGCGCACGCUCAAGCUGUACGUCCUCGCGCUCCCCUCCACGGGCGAGGUCGUCGCGUACGCGAACGUCAAGCCCGCGCCCGCGGAGGCGCAGGUGUACACGAGCGGGUUCACGCUUAGCGCGGACGAGCAGCAGGACGAGCUGGACAUGUUCUUCGUUAAAGUGGAUAUGGGCGGGCGCGGGUACGGCGGAAUGCUGCUGGAGGCGGUCCAGAAGGACUGGGUCGGGCGCGGGGGGCUGCAGUUGCAUGUGUUCAAGAAGAACGCGCGCGCGAUCCGGUUCUACGAGCGAUUCGGCUUUCGACUGGUGCCGGGAGGGGAGGUGGAAUGGCCGCUGGAGCUGAAGGAGCCGCGGGACGAGACAGCGAGUCUGAUGAACUGGAAACCGUCUUCAUGAUCGUAUUGCAGGUUAGUAACCGCGCCGCGCAAGAGUGUUGUAUGGCGAUCGCGGAAUGAGAGAGAGAGCAAG
Molecule: messenger RNA, 678 nt
Organism: Trametes versicolor FP-101664 SS1
Lineage: Eukaryota; Fungi; Basidiomycota; Agaricomycetes; Polyporales; Polyporaceae
Exons: 2
Coding region: 43-606 (187 amino acids)
Molecular function (GO): acyltransferase activity, transferring groups other than amino-acyl groups
Source: RefSeq, a predicted model, not a curated record